Molecule: messenger RNA, 4490 nt
Organism: Coregonus clupeaformis (lake whitefish)
Lineage: Eukaryota; Metazoa; Chordata; Actinopteri; Salmoniformes; Salmonidae
Product: protein ADM2
Exons: 3
Coding region: 249-776 (175 amino acids)
Biological process (GO): adenylate cyclase-activating G protein-coupled receptor signaling pathway; regulation of systemic arterial blood pressure; positive regulation of heart rate
Cellular component (GO): extracellular region
Molecular function (GO): hormone activity
Source: RefSeq, a predicted model, not a curated record
UUGAGUCUGAGAACUUCAUCUUGACCAACACUUGUUAGAUCCGUGGGAAAAUACUUUGAACUACGAGAAUAUUGCUGAAAAUCCUCAUAUACGAUUAUUUGACUGUCUCAAUCAUUGUUGCCUGGAUAUCAGUACUAGCCUAAAUACCAAAACCUUUUGGAAUCUUUCUUCCCCGGGAGUUGAACAUCGUCCAGGUGGUUUGGGAACCCCCUCCUUCCCAGGGGGUGUGUGUGAGAACUCGUCCCGAGAUGCGUUCGCUUCUGCCGGUUGCUGUGUAUUGCAUCAGCCUACUCUCCCUCCAGCAGCUCCUGGCUCUCCCGGUCGCAGACCGUCUGGAGAGAAACAGGUUGGAGCUGCUUAAGAAGCUUCAUGCGCUGAGAGAGGAGGAGAUCUUCACUCCAAAAACUGGCACCAAACUCGCCAGCCCAACAGACUCCAGCCCUUCAUCAGACCUCCAGCCCUCCAUCAAAUGGCUACCUGGCUACCUCCUCAGAGACACACCACCCACUGUCAUGAACACAGCCCAUCUUGAAGCUCUGGUAUGGGCGAGGGGUGAGGAUGGCAUGGAGCCCCAACGGACGGGGUCAAGAGGUCGUCGCCAUGCCCACUCAGGGUUGCGUGGGGGUUCCCACCGCCCACAGCUGAUGAGAGUGGGGUGCGCCCUGGGAACCUGCCAGGUUCAGAACCUCAGCCACCGGCUCUAUCAGCUGAUUGGCCAGAGUGGACGGGAAGACUCCUCCCCCAUUAACCCCCGGAGUCCGCAUAGUUACGGAUGAGCGACGGACGGAUACUUUUCCCUCUCUUCUCUGAAAACAUAAACACCCCAGCAAACCUAUAUCUAUAGACAUGUAUCUCUAUUUUACGUAUCACAGAUAGCCUUUGCAUUAGUGUUAGAUGUAGUCCACACAUUUUUUUGAUCCUGAAAUGUCAAUUUCUGUACUUUUUGAAUGACAUUUGCCUUACUCCUCUGUACACCUCAAAAACACAUCAUGCUGUUUAAGAAGAAGGAAUCUGACAUGAAUGAAAGCCUCUUAGUCGACGCUUCCCACCACCAACCACCCCUGGGAAUGAAUACCUGUCACCCAGAGAUCCUCUGGACAUUUCUUUGUGUUUUCCUCGUCAAAGUCUUUGUGUUUCUCCCGGCCUCCUGACUAGCCAAAGAGCUGCAAGGGGCUCAGUUUGACGUUCUAAUCCUGUUAAUGUAAGAAUAAAUGCCCCCGUCCACCAGUCUUUCUCCUUAACACAAGUCAGCGCAACUGGACGUGUCUGUAUAAUGCCCGAUGACCUCCACAGCAGCAGUUAGCUCUGGCCCCAUUGAUCAAACACUUAAGCCUCUAAUGUGGAUUUCUACCAGGGCUAGGAUCGGAUCCCUGUCAGAGCGAAUAUAUUCCUGAAGACCCGUCAAAACGACCGGAUGAACCCUUUUACCCCAGAGCCCCCUAACACCCUAAACCCUGCCCCCUUAGAUCUGCCAGGACAAUUUGAGGGACCAUGUUUGACAUAUCUGGGGUAAGCCUCUGAUUUACAGACCACCAGCAACCAUUUGUGGGCAGACACAGACACUGACCUUACAGACAAGAACCUACUGUAAGUUCUCUCUCAUCUGCAGCCAAUGGUGUUCCCGACAGAAGCAGUCUGUGGUUCUGUGAAGGAGAUGUUUCAGCAGACCACAGCCUUGACAGCCGCAUUCAGCCAUAAUAGUCAAGUUCUGUUCAGCAGUGGCUGGAUGGAGUUCUGCUUCUGGACUCGUCUAGUAGAGACUGUUUAUAGAAAGAGAAAGAUGAGGGUCAACAUUUCAAUGACUCAGUUCCUGUACAAGAUGGAGGUUUUCAAUGUUUUUAUUAUUAAUCAUUGUGGAUCUAUUUCAGCGUUGAGAUCUAUUGGUUGGCUCGUGAACACAGUGAACACUCCUGCUGCCCUUAUCCCAAGUGUGAAAUAUUAUCCCCUCCACGUGAUUCUUAAGUUCUCCCUCUAAGUCUCAACUUUAAGUUUACGGCAAUUUAAUCAAUCAGACCUAAUCUCUUUAGUUGUACCGCCAUGGUGGUGAGGCGGCAAACACACCAACUCUACCAGACUUAGGCCAUCGUCUGCUGUAUUUAUAAACAAAAGAAUCCUUGACCGUGCCUUGCCCAGGGGACCAUAUAAUUACUAGCUAAACCAUCACAACUUGCCAACCCAAACCCAAAAUCUGCCACUAACAGUACUGCCUAGGAAUAUUUAGAGGCUACCUUGUCGUUAUUAAUAAUAAUCAGGUCAGUUAUGAAUACUUAGAUCCUAAAAAUGCUAGUAGUUUAGUGUGUAUAAAACAACACUUUACGCUGUAUGCUUGUAGUUUGUCAAAUGAGUCUAAAUUAGCACAGAGUCAACAGCAAAGUGCUGUACUGUUACGUUGUGGCUUUGUAAUGACAGACCACGGAGACCAAGUUAGGGAGACAGAGUGCCACAUUUUAAAUCUGUAUACGAAAUACCAUAAAAAAUAUAUAUGUCCUGAGAUCCCCUUUUUCCCUUGUUGUAACUGAUUCUGAAAUGGUGGGCGGAUGCCCUCACUAAAAAUAACUAAAAACAACCUCAACUCAGCAAGCAUACAAAAAACUAGACCAACCUUCAAAAGGUGCAGAGUCUGUCGAUCUGAAAAAUCAAGCCACAACAUUUCCAUGACAUAAUACCCAUAAUAAUCAUGCGGCCUGGCUCUUUGAAAAACAUACAAUUUUUUCAUAUUCUCAAUAUCAGAGGAUUAGAAUAGUUGAAAUAAUCCUCAACAUUCAGACUAUUCGUUUUCUAAUAUCUUUGAUCUAAACUCGCUGAUGUUGUUAUUAUUGCAGUUAGAAACCAGGUCAGCAAUUAUUCAUACGUUCAUGUAUUUAUGCUCACAAUGACUAUGUAACUAUUAGGUUACUGUGUCAUACUUAUACAAUCACAGGAGUACCCAAAAUUAGCUUAGAGUCUUUUAGGGUCCAAGUUUUUACUGUUUUGUUUUGACCACAGCGUUGCCUCAAUCAAAUAAUUAUACAACUAAUUAAGUUAUAAUUCUACAACUAAUUAAGUUAGUUGGGCAAGUGGUUUAAAUUCACCAAAUAUCUGACAAUACUUGACAGUCAUUUUCUUUUUUUGCGAUCUACAUCAUACUUUAAUGUGCUGUUAUAUUCCUCUAUCCAUAUUCCCCUUUCAUUUUGUCUUGCUUCUUUUUGUAUUUUUGGACUGAAUCAUCUUAAUCGAAAGUGGGACUUUAGUUUAUUUUAGAUUUCGCUCAUUUAAUCGUAGAGUGAUUCUCUGUCUCACUCUCUCUAUCUCUCCAUCUCUCCCUCUACCACUCUCUCUCUCUCUCCUUCUAUCUCAGUAAUUAUGGCGACGCCAGGUCGCAGGUCAUAAUCAGAGAUUCAUUGGUUCUUUAAGUCUAAUCUGUUCAAAGGCUUUGUGAAACACACAUGCCAUUCUCUGCUGUAAUGGAGCUAAUCAGUGUCUCGUGACAGAUCAUUAAAAGGCUUUUCAAACGCUAAGAACCCUGGUGAAUCUCUCAACUUUUUACCCACCACUGUCACAGGUGUGUGUUUGUGUCUGACCUGCCACAUAUAGUAUCAGGAACCAACCUUGUGUUUGUUGGACUUUUGUUGUAGCCAUUUUGUUUUUGCUAUACUUUAUCUUUGUGUUGUGAAUCUUAUGUGAUGGUAAUUACACGUCAGCGUUGUGUCACUGGCGGGUCCGUAACCUUUCCUAGCAGCAUAGCUGAGGGUUUUGUCUGGGUAAACUGCGUAGCACCAGAUUAUUUCCGACCUUUGAACACUAAUACCUCCCCUUGUGUGCUGCGAGAAACACUCUCCAUCAGUCUUACAUCAAAACUAACACUGCCAUCGCCUGCCAUUGUUAACUUAACCUACGUUGUAAAGAGAUGCAGGAGUGUGUUGUGUGCUCUGAGUGGAAGUGCUCAAAUCUGUAUGUGAGUGUGUAUGUGUAGGUAUGUGUAGGUACUUAUAGUAUAAUCCUAGCCAGGGAUCUAACACAUCACAAUCCCAGUCUGUUUUUCCUCAUUCAAUAUUUAAUUAUACUUAAGGUCAGAAGCCUCUUUUAGGGUCACAGCAAACUGAGCAAAGCACUUUAAGGUUGUUAGUCCCUCACAACUUGAAUUUCAAAUGUUGCAAUUAUAUUUUUUAUGACAGAGGAGAGUUUUAUUGUAUAUAUUGCAUUUGAUAAAGAUCUGUAUGAAUGUCUUUGAAGAGUUGUCAGUGGAGUGAAGAUGAUCGAAAAUAUAAUGCGCACUUGUGCAUAUUAUAUAUUAUUAGUGGUACUAUUUAAGAAAAGUAAUGUAUUUAAGUUAUCUUUGUAUGUUUAUAUAAGUAUGUCACCAAAGACACUAUUUAUCUCGUAUUUUCCACGCUCCUAAAAGGUGACCUUAUGUUAGGAAAGAAAAGUAAAUCCUAACUGUAGUUAAAUGUUCAUGUCAGACAAUGUCUUUCAUUCUCUGUAAAUAAAGAACUACACUGUAGUGAGAUAAA